This is a messenger RNA of Bemisia tabaci, 923 nucleotides long. The record is from RefSeq and is a predicted model, not a curated record. Lineage: Eukaryota; Metazoa; Arthropoda; Insecta; Hemiptera; Aleyrodidae.
UCCCAGUACGGGGCGCACUAUAAAACACUGACCGCGGCGCGUUGAUACAAAACCGUGUCCGCUAUAUUCGCGUCAUGAAGUCAUUAGCAUUGUGUGUCGUCACAGCAAGUCUGUUAGGAUUUAUAUCCGCAGAGGCACCUGGCGGAUAUAACUACAACAGACCGUCAGGUGGUGGCGGUUUUGGAGGCGGUGGCGGCGGUUUCGGAGGAGGCGGCGGAUACUCCGGAGGCGGUGGCUAUUCCGGAGGAGGCGGCGGCGGAAACUACAUCGAAGUAGCCCCGAGUGGCAACACCAACGAGGGCCAAUACGUAGAUCAGCAACUCUUAGAAAAGAUUAAGCAACUUUUGAUCAAAGAAGAAUCUAAAGAGUCUUCCGGAGGUGCCGGAGGUUACCCAUCAUCACCCUCAUCUAGUUACGGAGCCCCCAGCUCGAGUUACGGAGCGCCUAGUUCGUCCUACGGAGUUCCAUCCUCGUCUUACGGAGCUCCUAGCGGCGGGUACGCUUCGAGAGUCGUCGGAAUUGAUCUCGAGGGUGUGAAACAAGCUAUUCAAAUUGCUCAAUAUGAACAAGCUAACGGCGGUGGAAGCGGUGGAUAUCCGUCUUCAUCCUACGGUGCACCCUCCUCCAGCUACGGUGCCCCAUCGCGUCCCUCCAGCUCCUACGGAGCUCCCUUCUGAAAUCCUCCCUCUCCUUCUUCAUCCCUCAUCUUCCUCUCUCCCUCCCCUGUGUUGUUGAUCCAUUCCUCAUUUGUCAUAUGCCUCGCAAUUUCAACCUUGGGUAAAGUUCCUCCAUUGACGCCACUCCCUAUCGUCCUACUAUUUUACAUGACCAUAAUCAUUUUUCCUCUCUUCCCAAACAAGAAAAAAAAUGUAUAAAACCUCGAAAAAAAAUUAAAAAAAUAAAAACCACGUUUGCCACUGUGA